AUGGCGGUUAAAUUUGUGCAAAAAGGAGACUUGAAUUCCCUACAGGAAUAUUUAAAUUCUUUUUCGUGUGAAGAAUCUCGUAAAAUUGUGAAUGCACCUGACCAACACGGAGAUACUUUGAUUCAUUUUUCAGCUCGAUUUCACAAAAAGAACAUGCUCCACCUACUUAUCCAGAAUUAUGGUGGAAAUGCUAUGGCAGUUAACGAUCAUGGACGACAGCCGCUACAUGAAGCGAUUGAAAGUUUGGAAUGCGUGAGUUAUUUAUGUGAGCAGAAUGUGGAUGUAAAUUGUAUGAAACGCGGGGGUUGGACACCUUUGAUGAUUGCAGGUGCGGCGAUGAAAGGUAGACUUGAUAUUGUCAAGGUGCUCAUCAGAUACG
Messenger RNA from Acaulospora morrowiae, 379 nucleotides. The record is from the annotation of a GenBank genome assembly. NCBI's taxonomy places the organism in Eukaryota, Fungi, Glomeromycota, Glomeromycetes, Diversisporales, Acaulosporaceae.